AUGGAAGAUCCGUGGGAAGCAGACAGGCCCGGCGGGCACGGAGACGUUGCCUACGCCGCUGCAGGAGGCGAAAGUGUCGGAGUCGCCUCGCACUACGAGCCCGCCUCAAGAACUGCAGGCGCUUCGAACGCGGCUUUUUACUACGGCGGCGGAGAGGCGGCAGACCCGCAGGCGCGUCAGACCGACGUCUUCUUCCCCGAGGAUGAAGACGAGGGAGAGCGUGGAGAUGAAGCGGAUCAAGGCCCAGUCGACCAGGACGCUUGCUGGGCGGUCGUGAGCUCUUUUUUUCACUCCCACGGCCUCGUCAAUCAGCAGCUGGAGAGUUUCAACGACUUCGUGUCCUACAAAAUCCAAGAAAUCAUCGAUGAGCACCCUCCCAUUGAAAUCAGACCCACUCCGCAGUACCGCCCCGAGGAGGAGGUCGAGAGCAACGUCAUUUACCGACUGAAGAUGGACCAGCUUUCGCUGAAUCGGCCGAGUGUCGAGGAGAAGGAAGGCAUCUCGAAGCACCUGUGGCCUUACGAGGCGCGCACUCGAAACCUCACUUACUCCAGCCCUCUCUACGUCGACGUGGAGCAAACGACGUACACAGUGGACCCUGACACAGGCGUCGAGCGCCUCGUGGAUCAGGUCACUUACAGUCGAGUGCUCUUGGGCCGUAUCCCCAUGAUGUUGAAGUCCGCGUACUGCUGGACAAAGGAUCUUCCUGAGCACGACUUGGCAGACGUGGGCGAGUGCGCCUACGACCAGGGCGGGUACUUCAUCAUCAACGGAGGCGAAAAGGUCCUCGUGGCUCAAGAACGCAUGGCAUCGAACUUCGUCUACGUCUUCCAGAAGAAGCAGCCGUCCAAGUUCGGCUGGGUCGCGGAAGUCCGCAGUCAGAAAGAGGGCAUGCAGGCGACCAGCGGGUUCGCGGUCAAGAAGCGGAGCCGGACUGGCGGCGAAGGCCGCGGUGGCAAAGGGGGGCGACCUGGGGGACAGAUUGUGGCUGCCCUGCCCUAUAUUCGAACAGAAAUUCCCAUCGUCAUUCUCUUUAGAGCGCUCGGAUGCAUCUCGGACCGCGACAUUCUGUUGCGCGUGGCGUACGACCUGAAGGACCCGCAGCUGAUUGCGUUGAUGAAGCCUUCGCUGGAGGAGGGCUUCGACUACAGCACGCAAGACGUCUGUCUGGACUUCAUCGGGAAGCGCGGACCGACUGUCGGCGCCCAGCGCGAGAAGCGCAUUCAGUACGCGCGCGAGCUGCUCCGGAAGGAAGUCCUGCCGCACGUCGGCACGGAGGCGGGCUGCGAGAACAAGAAAGCGUUCUUCAUCGGCUACAUGGUGCACCGCCUGCUGCUCGCCGACUUGGGUCGAAUCAACCAAGACGACCGCGACCACUUUGGCAAGAAACGCCUCGACAUGGCUGGCCCUCUCAUCGCCGCCAGCUUCGGCACGCUCUACCGCAAAAUGAUCAAAGACGUCAGACGCAUCCUGCAGAGACAGGUUGACCACGGCAAGUCGUUCGACGUGGCGGGCGCGAUUCGCAGUGCCUCGCAGAUCACGCAGGGGCUGCAGUACCAGAUUGCGACGGGCAACUGGGGGAAGGACAAGGAAGGGAAGAUCGUGCGCACGGGAGUCGCGCAGGUGCUCAAUCGGCUGACCUUCGCCUCGGCGCUCUCGCAUCUGAGACGCCUCAACACGCCGCUCGGCCGCGAAGGAAAGAUGGCGAAGCCCCGCCAACUCCACAACACACACUGGGGAAUGAUCUGCCCCGCAGAGACCCCAGAAGGUCAGGCCGUCGGCCUCGUCAAGAACCUCGCGCUCAUGUCUGACAUCAGCGUCGGCAGCGCGACCAACACAGUCCACGAAUUCCUUGUGGAGUGGGGCCUGGAUCCCCUGGAGGAAAUGACGCCGGACGUGAUCAAGGAGCGCGUGAAAGUCUUUGUUAAUGGAAGCUGGGUCGGGUGCUUCGAUGAAGCCGACGUGCUCUGCCAGACGCUGCGUCAGCUCCGGCGCCGCUGCGACAUUUCGAGCGAAACCUCCAUCGUCCGCGACCUCGUGAACAGAGAAGUGAAGAUCUUCACAGACGCUGGACGCGCCAUGCGGCCGCUCUUCGUUGUCGACGAGAAUACGCGCGAUCUCGUGAUGAGGCGUUGUCACCUGGAGGAGCUGCAGCGACGAGGCAAGGAUGAGAAGAGCUGGGGCUACCUCAUGGAGAAGGGUAUCAUCGAGUUCGUGGACUGCGAAGAAGAAGAGACGUGCAUGAUUGCAAUGUUUGUCGAGGACAUCCGCAGCGAGAAGAGGCAGGCCUUUCCGUACACGCACUGCGAGAUCCAUCCGUCCUUGAUUCUGGGCGUCUGCGCGAGCAUCAUUCCCUUCCCAGAUCACAAUCAGUCGCCGCGUAACGUCUACCAGUCGGCUAUGGGCAAACAGGCGAUGGGUGUGUACACGUCGUCCUUCAAUCAUCGCAUGGACACGCUGGCGCAUUUGCUCUACUACCCGCAGAAGCCGCUAGUGUGCACGAGGGCGAUGGAGUUUCUGCGCUUCCGCGAGCUGCCUGCCGGCAUCAACACAAUUGUCGCCAUUCUCUGCUACUCGGGCUACAACCAAGAAGAUAGUCUGAUCAUGUCCCAGUCGAGCAUUGACCGCGGCCUGUUCAGAUCCGUCUUCUACCGGACCUACUGCAGCGAAGAGAGACAGCAAGGAAGCUUGAUGGUGGAGAGCUUCGAGCCGCCAAACAUUGAAUACGUCCAGGGCAUGAAGCGAGGCGACUACUCCAAGCUCGACGCAGACGGCCUCGUCGAGCCUGGCAGCCGCGUUCUUGGGGACGAUGUCAUUAUCGGGAAGACUUCGCCGAUCUUUGACGACGACAACGGGCCAGGGGGAGCUCCGGGGGGAGCAGUAGCCUCGCCUUUCGCGAAACGCAAGCGUGAUUGCUCCCUCUGUCUACGUUCGUCUGAAACGGGCGUCGUCGACCAGGUGAUGCUGUCGGUCAACAGCCGCGGCAGUCGCUUCACCAAGGUCAAAGUGCGUAGUGUGCGCAUCCCGCAGACAGGAGACAAAUUCGCUUCGCGACACGGACAGAAGGGAACUAUCGGAAUCUCUUACCGCACCGAAGACAUGCCUUUCAACGAGGAAGGUAUCACGCCGGACCUCAUCAUGAACCCGCAUGCGGUGCCGUCGCGAAUGACAAUCGGGCACUUGGUCGAAUGUCUGCUGGGGAAGACCGCUGCGAUUUUCGGCGGCGAAGGCGACGCCACGCCGUUCAACGGGUACGCGGUGCUGGACAUCUCGAACCGUCUGCACUCGCUGGGCUACGAGCGGUUCGGGAACGAGCGGCUGUAUCACGGUCACACAGGUCGGCAUCUACCUUCGCUGGUGUUUUUCGGGCCGACUUACUACCAGCGCCUGAAGCACAUGGUAGACGACAAGAUUCACGCGCGUGCGCGCGGCCCUGUGACGAUGUUGACUCGCCAGCCCAUGGAGGGUAAGAGUCGCGAAGGCGGCCUGCGCUUCGGCGAAAUGGAGCGCGACUGCAUGAUCAGCCACGGCGCCGCGCACAUGCUGAAGGAGCGCCUCUUCGAGCAAAGCGACGCGUACCGAGUCCACGUCUGCGACAUCUGCGGCUUGGUCUGCACCGCAGACCUCUCCAGAGGCAACUUCGAGUGCAAACUCUGCGACAACAAAUCCCGAAUCUCACAAAUCUGCAUCCCCUAUGCCUGCAAGCUCCUCCUUCAGGAGCUCAUGACCAUGUGCAUCUAUCCGAGACUGGUCCUACAGGUUGCGUGA
Messenger RNA from Besnoitia besnoiti, 3768 nucleotides. RefSeq names its product DNA-directed RNA polymerase II RPB2. The record is from RefSeq and is a predicted model, not a curated record. Gene Ontology annotation, cellular component: RNA polymerase II, core complex. Gene Ontology annotation, biological process: DNA-templated transcription. Lineage: Eukaryota; Apicomplexa; Conoidasida; Eucoccidiorida; Sarcocystidae. The coding region runs from base 1 to 3768 and encodes 1255 amino acids. The transcript has 14 exons. Gene Ontology annotation, molecular function: DNA binding; DNA-directed RNA polymerase activity; ribonucleoside binding.